Dacryopinax primogenitus is the source of this 1454-nucleotide messenger RNA. RefSeq names its product FAD/NADP-binding domain-containing protein. NCBI's taxonomy places the organism in Eukaryota, Fungi, Basidiomycota, Dacrymycetes, Dacrymycetales, Dacrymycetaceae. Bases 1 to 1335 code for a protein of 444 amino acids. The transcript is spliced from 5 exons. Gene Ontology annotation, molecular function: FAD binding. The record is from RefSeq and is a predicted model, not a curated record.
AUGUUCACCGCUACUCUCAAUGGUCUAAGUGCGCUAAGCACCAAUGGACACGCUCCAGUCCCAGCGAACGGUGAUGCCCAUCUCCGCGCAACCGUCCCAGCCGACACGUCCCAAUCCGUGAUCAUCGUCGGUGCUGGUCCCGUGGGCCUGCUCGUCGCACUCCGGAUGGCGAUGCUCCAUGUACCGGUGACGAUACUCGAGCAAGAGGCAGCGCUGAAUACCAGCCCGAGGGCGGCGUACUACAGCCGUCCUGCGGUAGUGGAGCUCAAGAAGGCGGGGCUGAUCGAUGAGUGCAGAGAGGAGGGGCUUAUGGUCGGGAGCGUCCGCUGGCAAACCCUCGAUGGACGCACGAUCACUGGCUUGCCUAACCGCGACUUGGGCGACGACGACCGCGCGGUCUGCAUUGACCAGCACCGUCUUGGACUCAUCAUCUGCAAACACCUGGCGGUAUAUGGCGACAACGUCAAGUUGCUAUGGAACCAUAAGGUUACCGCGCUCUCCCCGGAUGAGAACGCAGCGAGCGUGGAGGUGGAGUCGCCGGAGGGGACGAAGACAUUUACUGCAAAUUGGGUCGUGGGUGCUGAUGGUGCAGCAAGCACCGUGAGGAAGCUCUUGGAUCUGCCGUUUGAAGGCCACACGUGGGAGGAACCGGUCGUAGCGACCAACGUCGUUUUCCCCUUUGAAAAAUACGGCAUGUGGGACUCGAACUUCAUCGUCGACCCCGAGCACUGGGCGCUCAUCGCCCGCGUCGCUAAGGGCGGGGUUUGGCGUUGCUCCUACGGGGAGGUACCCGGGCUGACGAGGGAAGAGUACAUCGCUCGCCAGCCGAUGAAGUACGACGCUAUGUUCCCCAAGGGAGCACCAAGGCCGCUGCAAUAUGAUUUGCAGAUGAUCAGCCCGUACAAGCUGCAUCAGAGGUGUGCAACGACAUUCAGAGUCGGAAGAGUGUGUUUGGCAGGCGACGCAGCGCAUGUGUGCAAUCCAUUCGGUGGGAUGGGACUCGUCGGUGGUCUGUGUGACGGCGGUGGACUGGCCGACUGCCUCGAAGGCAUCCUCACGGGCCAAGCGUCCCCCUCGAUCCUGGACGACUACUCGCGGAUCCGCAAGCAGAUCUGGCAGGACAUUAUCAACCCCGUGUCGUCGCGGAACAAAGUGCGUCUGCAUACUGAGGAUCCCGAGAAGAUUGGGGAGAACGACCCGCUACUCAAGGAGAUGUGCCUUGCUAUGGCAGGGGAUGAGCAGACGCAGAAGACGUACUUGAACGCUGGGCUUGAGGCGAUCAUGGGCAUCCAGUUCGAUUUCACGACGCUCUGGGAUACGCCAAAGACGGUGUAGAUAUAGUUUGCCACGAAUGAAGUUAUUGUACACUUUGUUGUUGUGUCGAUAGACUUCUCGAGGCGGUGCGACCAUGCUGGCACCCCAGCCGUCUUUGCCUUCGACGACGACCUCAAUAC